AGUAAAAGAAGAAAUGUCGGCGUGCUAGGAGGAACAAGUGAUAGUGUUAUUGUAUAAAAAAUAUUGGUUUUCUGUUAUUCAAAAUUAAUCAACACAUUUCUAAUAGACUACUUUCAAAUUAUCGAAAUGGCUGCUCACCUCGUAGGACUCGGCAAACCAGAAUACAUAGUAGCUGGAAAGUAUCGCUUAGUUCGUAAAAUCGGUAGUGGAUCCUUUGGUGACAUUUAUUUGGGAAUAAAUAUCACAAAUGGAGAGGAAGUGGCAGUCAAACUUGAAUCUGUUAGAGCAAGACAUCCUCAGCUCCUCUAUGAAAGUAAACUCUAUAAAAUUCUUCAUGGUGGAAUAGGAAUACCACAUAUCAGAUAUUAUGGCCAAGAAAAAGAACAUAAUGUCCUUGUCAUGGAUCUGCUGGGACCAUCACUCGAAGAUCUUUUCAAUUUUUGUUCCCGUCGUUUCACUAUCAAAACUGUCCUUAUGCUGGCUGAUCAAAUGAUUGGUCGCAUAGAGUACGUCCAUUGCAAAUCAUUCAUUCACCGUGAUAUAAAACCCGAUAACUUUUUAAUGGGCAUUGGUCGACAUUGCAACAAGCUGUUCUUGAUUGAUUUUGGUUUGGCGAAGAAAUUCAGAGAUGCCAGAACUCGGUUGCAUAUUGCUUAUCGCGAGGACAAGAAUUUAACAGGUACUGCUCGAUAUGCUUCCAUCAAUGCCCAUCUUGGCAUCGAACAGUCACGAAGAGAUGACAUGGAAUCCUUAGGUUAUGUCCUUAUGUACUUCAAUAGGGGCUGCCUACCUUGGCAAGGUUUAAAAGCUGCCACCAAGAAACAGAAGUAUGAAAAAAUCAGUGAAAAGAAAAUGUCCACACCAGUGGAAGUACUGUGCAAGGGCUUUCCCGCGGAAUUUUCCAUGUACCUGAACUACUGCCGCGGCCUGCGGUUCGAGGAGGCGCCUGACUACAUGUAUCUCCGCCAAUUGUUCCGCAUCCUGUUCCGCACCCUCAACCACCAGUACGACUACACUUUCGACUGGACCAUGCUCAAGCAGAAGGCGGCAGUUACGGGGGGCGCUGUGGGGGCAUCGACGCAGCCGCAGCCUUCUCAGGCGAUCCCCCAACAGCCUGCAAACCGUGACAAAAGAGAUGAUGAAAAGACCAAGCAGAAUUCUGCUAAAGGAAAUCGUUAAAGCAACACUCGUAACACAUCGAUUGGGCAAACUAUUUGAAUCUGGUUGGUUGAGAAAAAAUGUUGUCUUUAACAAAGACAUCUGACUCUUUUAUAUAAAAUUCAAAUUUUAUUAUAAGUGAGCAUAUACGAAUUAUAAUUUACUUUAUCUACACGUUGUUUUAACAGAUAUUGUAUAAAAUAUAAAAGUAACAAAAAAAAAAGAAGAUUUCGACCGCUUACAAAACAGGUCGUAUCUUAUAAUAACGAAUGAGAGAUAGUGUAUAGUGUGAGAGUGAGUGCAAGUCAGGCUGUAUUAUUUAAUAUUCUUAGAGUGUAAUAUUGAACAAUUCUGAUUCGAGAUAAUAAGUGAGUAUUGUAAUGUCAAUACAGUAGUUUCACAAAAAAAAUCCUGUUUGUAAAGUAUCGGCAGUCUGAUAAAAAAACAACUUAUUUAUUUGUAUGUAAAGUCACAAACCAUUUCCAAUAAUUAUUGUAACUCCAAAUGUUCACACCAAUCUAAACAGUAACUUCUUUUAACAGAUAAUGUGAUGUGAUUAGGCUUAGGAACUAUACCAUAACAAAAAUAUUAAUUUGGUUCUGUCGGUUAGUUUCUGAAAAGAAAGGGUUCUAUUUGAAGAUGUGAUUUUACUGUUCUAAAAUUACAUUGAAUACAAAGAAUUGAAAAUUAUAGGGCCUCCGAAACAAACAAGCUACAUUGUAAAAUGAAUACUCUUGUGAUUAUUCUGACUCAAAUGAUGACAUGAUUUUUUUUUUUUCGGAUGUAGCCAGAAUUGUGAUGUUAUUGUAUUUGUUUAUUUAUCACGAACUGAUAUUCAUAAAAAUAGCCGAUUGCAUUGUUUUAGGGUGGCCUGUUCUUAUAGAAUAUUCAUUAUUCACAUUCUCUCAUGGCCGCAAUGGAACAGUGCAAUACUAAUAUGCUGUCAUUAUAAAAAUACCUGAAGAUGUUUCGAGAGAAAUAAAAAAAAACUGCUUUAUUCAUACUAAUCAUAAGUAAUUUUCAAGAUUUUCUGAUAAAAACUUCUACCAAGAUGAUGAACUGUUUGUAACUAGACUAGCAUAAAACAAUACAAAGAUUAAAUUUAUAUUUUUGUGAUAAAAUAUGUAUUUUGUGUUAGUUCAGUUACAUUUUGAUUUCAAAAUUAGAAUUAAUCUACAAUUCUACAUUUUUAAUCAACUCAAGGUCUGAUGAUCAGGAAUUAUUUAGUAAUACUAAAAAUGAAUCUGUUAGGCAAUGAAUAUUAAUGCAUGUAUUUGAUGACAGCAUUGAAUAUAUGAUUGGACUAUAUUAAUUUGCCUGUUUUGUGUUUUCCAAAUUUGCAGAUCAUUUUUCAUCUUCAUAUUUAUAAUAAUAACAUAACAUUAAAAUAAUGGAGGCACAAAACAAUCACAGAAAACAUUCUCUCUGUCUAAAAAUCCAGAAUGUUGAGAUAAUAACAAUUUCUCAAAUCAAAGAUACAGAGUGAAACAACAAAACAUUUUCAGAGUAUGUAUUUUGUUGAACUGUUUUAUAUAUAAUCUGAGGAUCUUGAUCAUGGAAGUAUGCAGGUACAUCUUGGUAUUUUAAAUCAUUUAUUGUUACUAUCUAGUUUACUUACCGAUUCAAUGAGCGUUGAAGUUGUAAAUUAAAUCUGUAGCUGCAUGCUGCAACAUGCUGCAACUGCCAUUAUAAUGUUUAUUGACAUCCAACAUUUCAGUGUAAAUUCAAUGUGUGUACUACUACUACUAUAUUACAUCAAUUUGUAAAUUAAGUUGUUUAUAUAAAAUUGUCUGAUGGAGAAUGUACUUUCCUGUAUCUAUAAAAAAAACCAUGACUUUCGUUGAUAAGGGAAGGAUUUUAUUGAAUUGAAUGGCUCUUUGGUCAGCCAUAAUAAUUAUUAUUUUCAUCUUCAUUCACUAGAACACUGAAUAUCGUUUCUAAUUUGAUAUUCUAUCGAGUUUCAAUCUACACUAUAACUAAUGAUUGUAUUACAAAAUAUCCAACGUCAUCAUAUGAUACAGGAAGUACAUUUCAAGGUUGGCAUGUUGUAUAUAUAUCGGUUUUCUCAGUUAAUUUUUCAGUAGGUCUUGCUAUAUAGUUAUUUCAGGCGUUGGCCCAUAAUUUAAGUUGAUAACCAUCUUCAGUUUGACAUUUGUAAUUGAACUGUUAAAAUGAGGUAUUGCGAGAAUUAAAAAUGUAAAUGC
Phaedon cochleariae (mustard beetle) is the source of this 3362-nucleotide messenger RNA. NCBI's taxonomy places the organism in Eukaryota, Metazoa, Arthropoda, Insecta, Coleoptera, Chrysomelidae. The record is from the annotation of a GenBank genome assembly.